Messenger RNA from Archocentrus centrarchus (flier cichlid), 6560 nucleotides. It is a transcript of the gene nlgn2a, whose product is annotated as neuroligin 2a. Gene Ontology annotation, cellular component: membrane. Gene Ontology annotation, molecular function: neurexin family protein binding. The record is from RefSeq and is a predicted model, not a curated record. Lineage: Eukaryota; Metazoa; Chordata; Actinopteri; Cichliformes; Cichlidae.
AGUAUGAAUUCAGUCAUGCACCCCCUUCCAUUUGCUAUAAAUAAACAGAGUCGACAGAGUUUGUUGUCCAGGACACGCCACCUCAGUCUCAUGACAGACUGGUGCCUCAUGAGCAUGCUAGGCCUCAUUCUGCUCUUCAGUCUAGCCUCGAGCCAGAAGAUGGAUCCUUCUAAACACCCUAUUGUCACCACUAACUAUGGCAAGCUCAGAGGCAUCAAGAAGGACUUGAACAAUGAGAUUCUAGGCCCCGUGGAGCAGUACCUGGGUGUGCCCUACGCCACGGCGCCCAUCGGCGAUCGCCGCUUUCAGCCACCUGAGGCCCCAGGAUCUUGGCAGGAGAUCCGCAACGCCACACAGUUUGCCCCUGUGUGCCCUCAAAAUGUCCACGGUGUGCUGCCGGAGAUAAUGCUACCCGUGUGGUUCACAGACAACCUGGACGUGGCGGCGGGUUACAUCCAGAACCAGAGCGAGGACUGCCUCUACCUCAAUAUCUACGUGCCCACGGAGGAUGGUCCGCUCACAAAAAAACACGAUGAAUCUUCAAUGAACAAGCCUCGAGACGAAGAUAUUCGUGACCGCAGGAAGAAGCCCGUGAUGCUGUUUAUUCACGGCGGCUCCUACAUGGAAGGCACAGGAAACAUGUUUGAUGCCAGCGUCCUUGCCGCCUACGGCAACGUCAUCGUGGUGACCAUGAACUACCGGCUUGGCGUGCUCGGCUUCCUCAGCACUGGAGAUCAGUCCGCUAAGGGAAACUACGGCCUGCUGGACCAGAUUCAGGCUCUGCGUUGCUCAACGAGAACAUAGGGGCACUUUGGUGGAGACCCCAGAGAGAUCACCAUAUUUGGCUCCGGAGCUGGGGCCUCUGAUGUUAACCUCCUCAUCCUAUCGCACCACUCUGAGGGUCUGUUCCACAGAGCCAUAGCGCAGAGUGGCACUGCUAUCUCCAGCUGGUCCGUCAACUACCAGCCCCUCAAGUACACCAAGAUCCUGGCCCGGAAGGUGGGUUGCACCUACACUGAGACGGCCGACCUUGUUGACUGCCUGAGACGCAAGAACUUCAGAGAGCUGGUGGACCAAGACAUCCAGCCGGCCCGCUAUCACAUCGCCUUCGGCCCUGUUGUGGACGGCGACGUAGUGCCUGACGAUCCCGAGAUUCUCAUGCAGCAGGGGGAGUUCCUAAACUAUGACAUCCUGAUAGGCGUGAACCAAGGAGAGGGGCUGAAGUUUGUGGAUGACAGUGAGGACAACGACGGCAUCUCAGCUGCAGCGUUCGACUACACCAUCUCUAACUUUGUUGACAACCUCUACGGAUACCCGGAGGGCAAAGACAUUCUGAGGGAGACCAUUAAGUUCAUGUACACAGACUGGGCAGACAGGGAUAAUGGUGACAUGCGACGGAAGACUCUGUUAGCCCUGUUUACAGACCACCAGUGGGUGGCGCCAGCUGUGGCCACUGCCAAACUCCAUGCUGAGUUUCAGUCCCCAGUUUAUUUUUACACGUUCUACCACCACUGCCAGACCGAGACGCGACCUGAAUGGGCCGACGCGGCGCAUGGAGACGAGAUACCGUACGUGUUCGGCGUACCAAUGAUUGGUGCCACAGACCUGUUCCCAUGCAACUUCUCGAAGAAUGACGUGAUGCUGAGCGCUGUGGUCAUGACUUACUGGACCAACUUUGCUAAAACUGGGGACCCCAACCUGCCCGUCCCUCAGGACACCAAGUUCAUUCAUACCAAGCCCAACCGCUUUGAGGAGGUCAUCUGGACCAAGUUCAACUCAAAGGACAAGCAGUACCUUCACAUUGGUUUAAAACCCCGUGUUAGAGACAACUACAGAGCCAACAAGGUGGCCUUUUGGCUGGAAUUAGUCCCCCAUCUUCAUAGUCUACAUGAGGAGCUCUUUUCCACCACUACCCGCUCACCGCCAGGUCCUGGCUCUGGCACCAGCCGAACUUGGCCGAAAAAUCCAGGUCCUCGAACCACUCGUCAUCCUUACCCUACCUUCCCUUCAGAAACUGAGCCUGAUGGUUCGGAGCGUCCGCCCCAAGACCUCUUUCCUGGAGACACCCGUGACUACUCCACUGAACUGAGUGUGACAGUUGCAGUUGGAGCCUCACUCCUCUUCCUCAACAUCCUGGCUUUCGCCGCCCUUUACUACAAGCGCGACAAGCGGCAUGAGAUGCGACGGCAUCGGCUGUCUCCUCAGCGGGGCGGCCCUGCCAACGACCUGGCUCACAGCCAGGAGGAAGAGAUCAUGUCCCUGCAGAUGAAGCACUCGGAGCACGAUGCUCACCACGACAUGGAGCCCCUACGGCCCCACGACAUUCUGCGGCCUGCCUGCCCACCUGACUACACGCUGGCGCUGCGCCGUGCCCCCGACGAUGUGCCGCUGAUGACGCCAAACACCAUCACCAUGAUCCCCAGUACCAUCACCAGCAUGCAGCCUCUUCAUGCUUUCAAUACAUUCCCCUCCACUGGCCACAACAACACCCUGCCCCACCCUCACUCCACCACCAGGGUAUAGUAGGGACAGUACCGACACAGCACCAUCUAGGGACCAGGAAUACUGGCUCUGCUACCGCUCUAGAAGGGAGGCCUCUGGAUGUGGGCCUUCAUUCUGUUCUCUUAUUCUCUUGUUUCUUCAAAAGCAACUACACCUGCUGCAUCACCUGCUGUAAAACUUGGCAGCUCCCUCCACUGGUGACAUUUGGAGAUGCAACUGAAGCAUACAGCAGCAGAUGAACAGUUUGGGGGUGACUUAGAUCUUUCAAAGAUACUGUUUUCAAAGUAGGUCUGCUGUUUCCAGACUUAAGGCCUCCAACAUUUGUCUAAGGGACAAAUGCUUUCUUGCUGUUUUCUCUUUUUUACAUUGGUGUCAUCUCUUUUCUGUCCCCGUGUUAUGUGCGCAUAUGCUUCUCUUUUCUACAUCCGUGUUUUAUUACCGAUCUCUUCUUCUCAUUUGACAUGCCUCCCUCUUGCUCUUCUCCUCUAAAAAUUCACGAUCUACUGAGCAGUCGGAGGGGGCCUAGAGGCAUCCAGUAAACAUAUAACUAUAAAAACACUGAUAUCUUUCAUUCUACCAGCAUUUUUGGUGCCAAGUAAGUACUACUGUGUUUGCUUUCUCAUCGAGGGAGAAGAAAACAAAAGAAAAUAGAGUAUUCCUAUUUACUGUCAACUAACAGAGGCUGUAUGUUCUCAUGACAAAGUGCCAAACCGGCCCUCAGUUGUGUUUUUCUCUUUCAUCUUCUCUUUUUUUCAAGCAUUUGUUCAAUUGUUGUUUUUUUGUGGAAAGAAUUUUUCUGAAAAUAUAGAUAUAGAGAAAUGAUAUUAUAUAUAGUUCUAUAUAAAAAUGUGUACAAAGGAGAAAGUAUAUAAAAGGGUUUUCUCAGUGGGGAUCUAUGCAUGAAUUAUUUUUAAAGAUGGGGGAAAGGACACUGUAUCUGUCAAUGCACGUUUCCCAAAUCUAAACAAGUCAUAUCAGCCCAUGUUUGAUACGUCGGUCUUUGUUUUCUCCCGCAGAAUAAGAGCAUCACAGGAGUUUCUGAAGUCACUCAACAAACGAUCUCUCGCUUAUUAAAAAGGAGUCGAUGCCAAAAGUCGUAGAAAAUGUUUGAAUCAGAUUAUUCACGGCGUCAUUCGCAGCCCUUCAUCUCACUGUCACUGCUUUUUUCUUUCUGUCUCACUUUUUAGGCUACAUGAGGUAAACAUCGGUUGCUGUACUUUAUCGUACAAAAUUAUUUUUCUAUUUCAGUGGGGGGGGCAUCAGUGAGCCUGAUGGCCUCUGCUCCUGUACACCUUCCUACUGCUGCCUGCCCCCUUAUUUCCAGCACGUGUGUGUGCCUGUAAGAGCGGUCGUUGCUGUGUGAAGGUGAUGGCAGCUCUGCAUCACAAAAGCGUAGGUGGGCCCGAGUUAGACAACAAUAAAUAUAAAAGCAGAGAGGCCGGAUCAAACCAAUAGUAAAAACUCAGACUCCAGCAUGAGCUCCUUCCUGCUGCUUAACCAAACACCUUUCUCCAUGUCAUCGCCGCUCCAUCCUUUCUCCAUCAUCCACCACCUUUGUAUUUAACACCGGCCCCCAUAUUGAUAAUCCUGCAAAUUCCAAAACACCUGACUUCACUGUGUCAGCACCGUUCCUCACUACUUCUGACCUCAGUUCAGCUCUGCCAUUAUCGUCGCAUUCAAGGGUUCAGUCACGAGCCUGGAGAUGUUCUGUGAGCUCAUCGGUUGUAAAUUAAACUCUAAGCACACUGAGGGUAACCGGUGGGCCUUCAUGGCCCGCAGUGCAGAGCUGCAACAUGAAAAGGGGGGCUUGGAUGUCCUGAACAGGGUAAAAACAACACAGUUGAUAAGUGCUGUUUGUGAUUCUGCUCCUUCCUUCCUUCCUUCCUUCCCUCCCUCUGGUUGUGAUGACUGCAGCUCAGCAGCGCCCCCCUCUGAUUCAAUGAUGAAGAUGUCAAACGUGAUGGCUAAUGCAGUCUGUAAACUGAACUGAAGUGCUGCUGUUUGAGCCCACAUGGUAGCUUACGUUCAGUAUGGGAGAACUUAGUCACCGGUGCUGUCUUUGCUUGUGCUCUAGCUUUAGCUUCUUUGAUUGUUUGUUUUCUAUUUUAUUACUGCCUAAAGGGGUGGUGGGGGAGGACUGGAAGGGGAAACACAUUCUGUCAGAGAUUUUGUAAGCCCGCUGGAAGGAAAAUGUGCACAAUGUAAAUCAUAAAACAACUAACUGGGGUGUGCUGCCCGAGGAUCAGUGCUGUGGACCAGAUGAGUGGCAGUAGCUGUGGACACUGGACAAAGACUCACAGCCUUAAAUUUAGGAAUCACAACAAGAGAGGAUGAUCAGUGAGAAAAUAAGGAAAUCAAAGGCAUCUUUGUACCAACAGUGUUCAGCAGAGGGACAGCCGGCUGAUGUGUCUGCAGGGGGACUGAUGUGUCCAUGUGAACCCUUUUGUACUCACUCCUGUGUGUAAGGAGGCAAUGAGGGGUUGUGAAGUUAACCUCACCACAACACAGCGACAACGGAGGAGAGAACAGAAACGAGCCGUUUCAUUUGGCUCUGUUCUUUCUCCUGGUCUGUUUUAUAAGCUAACACUGGAGGGCGCCAUUGUGGCACAUUCAGUGCUCACUCUGAUGUAACUGGACAGAGAAGAAAAUACCAAACUGGGCAUCAGGAUGGAGACAAAACAUCUGGAGGAGGAUCAGAACUGUACAUUUUUAAGUGUAAGAAACAAACAGACAAAAUAUUUGUAAAUAUUAAGUUUCUUGGUUUUUUUUGGUUUUUUUUUUUUUGUUUUGUUUUUUGAGUGAAUGAAUGAUAUGCUUAUUUUGUGAUGACUAAAGACAACAGGUGCAGUUUGUAAAAUGAAAAUGAAAAAAAUAAACGGCCAUUAGCUUGAGGGUUCAAAUUCGUGAAUCCUUCUCACUGAUCGGUUUGCAUUUCUGUUUAGUUUGUCAUGAAGUUUCUUGUUAUCAUGUGGCCAUCCUGUAGCAUCAUGAUUCCUAACGGGAACGUCGCUGUAGCAGAAGUCAUCUCCGCUGAAGCCCCCUCACAACACAGAGAUGCUGUUUGUUAGCAUUCGCUGGUUUUCAGUGAGAAACACAUUUUCAGCAUGUUUCACAUCUGUUGUCUCAUUUUUUUCCAGCUUUUAUUUUGAAAUCCAUCUUGUGAUCCAAGAUGAAUCUGUGCGUGUCACAUCAGAGUGAUAAAAGCCAGCUUUGCCUUUCAGUGAUUCACAGCAAGGACACAAAUGACCCUGAACUGAGACUAAAAAAAAAAAAACAAGUCAGUUAAAUGUUAGCUCCCUGAACAUGUAGCAGUGUUUACAUGUAGCCGUGUGUGACAGACGCCAGGGCUUUGAUACCAUAAGAUGCCUCAUAUCCUCACAGACUCGUGGGAUCACACAGGUGGUCCGACACCUUCAUUUCACACUGUGCUGUGUGUCUGUCGUGUUUCUGGCGCAGUGAUGUGAUGUAGCAGAAAAACAGUUUGAUGCUCUGAAGUGCAGAGAGACACGUGGAGGAAAUGAUUAAAAUCUGUCACACUCUGGGCGUGUGUGUGUGUGUGUGUGUGUGUGUGUGUGUGUGUGUGUGUGUGUGUGUGUGUGUGUGUGUGUGUGUGUGUGUGUGUGUGUGUGAGAGACCCACACUCAGUCUGUUCUGCAGCCUCGUGUUGCAGCUGGAUCUGAGUUUAUUUCAACCCUCAAAAAGUGUCAGCCAUGCGAAACGAGGCGACUUCAGACAUUAUUUGGAGAUCUUGUGUCAGGUCACGUCCACAGUGUCACACAUGCAUAAAGACAGCGACACAUGAAACCCUCAGCUUGGUCUCCGUUGCAAAUGUGCACCUGUUGUCUUGUUUCUACUUUCUUUGUUGAGCUCAGAAACCCAAGACUUGAGAUGAAGAAAAAUGUUAUAAAUAAUGGAAUUUAAAAAAAAAGAAAAAAGAUGAUUAUUAAAAAAAAGUGAAGUAAAAUUAUAUAAAUAAAUGAGGUGAUGAUAUUUCUGUUUACUUUAGAAGUUAUUAUACACUGUAUGCUGUGAUUCUGAUCUGGGAAACAUUAAAGACA